CCGAAGCUUUUUGUCCUCAUUGAUCGAGGUUUCUGUGAUCAUUUCAUUCAGCAGCCUUGUUUGGGAACGCAUUGUCUUGUCUGUCUUUAAAAGGGCCUUGAAUCGCAAUGACGAACCCUACCAUCCCUCGCUUUCGCGCUCUUCAGGCAGUUCUCGAACCACUCAAUCCAAUAGGCCAGCCGCCUGCUUGACAAGUCAGCAUGACGACGAGAAGUAGCAGUAUCUCCAAUAUGCACCAGCACAAUUACGACACUCCAUCCACCCUCGAGCAAAUGAUUAUCUUGAAAUACGAUGGUCUUUCGUCAUAUCAACGUCCGCGCACUCUGCUCAAUCUUCUCCGGACCAACGCCGUUCCAAGUUCAAUGGAGGUCGGCAUUCUGAAAGGCUCACUAUUCCAUGUCCAAAACGACAUCCGCCGGAUUGUUGCUGACCUCAACCGCUUGUCCUCAGAUGGCGAUGUAGAAAUGUUCGAUCAUGAUGUCUCUCGCCAACUCCACAAUAGACUCGUUCUCCUGGAAGAGAUUGAACGCGACCAUCGUUUGCCAUUACUCCCCAUUCGUCGUAUUCCACCCGAAAUUCUCAUGGAGAUCUUUUUAUGCACUGCUAGCUUCUCUGGCAAUGUGCUCAAUACGAACAGCGCACCUUGGGUCAUUGGGCAGGUGUGCAGCUCGUGGAGAUCCAUCUGCAAUUCUAUGUGUCCUAGCCUAUGGUCAAGCAUAGAUAUUUUUGCCAAUGACCGGUUCAUGCGUAAGAAGGACCCUAGAUCAUUGCUUGGGACGGUGUUAUCUCGCUCGCGUCAGUAUGGGCUGGCAAUUAGAUUGUCGUCGUCUAUUGAACCGACAAUCUGGGAAGAGUUGCUUCCUCACGCCGAGCGUUGGACAAACAUUCAUCUUACCGAUAUUGGUCAACCGGAAAUGGGGUACCUUUCGCAUCUCCGUGGGCGCCUCGAGAGGCUGCAAGAUUGUUAUCUGGAAUUUGCUUGUGAAGGGCUCGAAAUUAUCAAUGUCUUCGAUCACACACUGGCGCUGAAGAAGAUAAAAGUUUAUGGUCUCGAACCCGAUACCCUCUUUCUCAUCGCUUCCACCAACCUGGAGGUUUUUGUAGAUGAUAGGGAUGAGUGGCUGCCAUCCGCGUCACUGGUUCAUUACCAUCUCCUAAAAGUCCUCCAAGAUUCGCCGAACCUGACGUGCUUUUAUGCCCCCUACUGUUCUAGGGUGACUUCCACCGCAGGCAGGGCUGUCUUCCCACGCAUCGUCAAACCCUCGUUAUCAGAAUUGACGGUCUGCGACAACUCUCUUAUUCGCAGUCUCUCGCUCCCACGGCUCGAGGUCGCCGCCCUGUUCAACGAUUACUGUUUGGAUCUCGCAGACUGUCUAUCAGAUUUCCAGGACAUGUUAGUUCAGUCUCAAUGCAACACGCUGACUACGCUGCAAGUCUUUAACAUCCGUCUUCGCCCGGGAAAUCUCGUUCGCAUUUUCAAAUUGAGCCCCGCCCUUGUCUCUUUCUAUUAUCAGACUCAUGAAUGGGAAGCCCAAAAUGAUGAAGCCUUGCAGGGCGUUAUCGGUGGACUGUUUAAUUCACAGGAGUUUGUCCCUCAACUAAAGGAUGUUGUCCUUGAACUGGCGCUUUUCAGUGAGACUGACAUUCAUUGUGCUAACCAUAGGAUGGUAGAAAUGAUCGUGGCGCGGCGGGGUUCCUCUCUGCGAAAGUUUCAUCUUGCCGCAACAGUGCCGGAUAAGGGGUUUUGCGAUUUAGGUGAAGGUGAUAUUGAACGGCUAAGGAAUAUAAAGGCAGAGGGUUUUGAUGUAGCAAUCACGUCUUGCGGCUCCCUCGACGUCGACAAUCGAAAACACAUUUAUGUAUAAUCCAGC
Messenger RNA from Desarmillaria tabescens, 1871 nucleotides. RefSeq lists its product as uncharacterized. The coding region runs from base 201 to 1865 and encodes 554 amino acids. Lineage: Eukaryota; Fungi; Basidiomycota; Agaricomycetes; Agaricales; Physalacriaceae. The record is from RefSeq and is a predicted model, not a curated record. The transcript has 2 exons.